GGCCCCGAAGUAGGAAGUUGGGAAAAGGAGUCUGGGCUCUUGACCUGGCUGGGAGGAGUUUGUGCCUGAGCCCCGGGGUCCCCAUCCGCUGAGGAGAUGGAUGAGGAUGGGCUUCCUCUCAUGGGGUCAGGCAUAGAUCUGACCAAGGUGCCAGCUAUUCAACAGAAAAGAACGGUGGCAUUUCUAAACCAGUUUGUGGUGCACACUGUCCAGUUUCUCAAUCGGUUUUCUGCAGUUUGUGAGGAGAAACUGGCAGAUCUUUCCCUCCGGAUUCAGCAAAUUGAAACAACUCUCAAUAUUUUAGAUGCGAAGCUGUCAUCUAUCCCAGGCCUAGAGGACGUCACAGUUGAAGUGUCUCCUUUAAGUGUCACUGCUGUCACAAAUGGAUCACAUUCUGAAACCACUUCAGAGCAACCACAGCAGAAUAGCACGCAAGACUCCGGAGUGCAGGAAAGUGGCACGCCAUCAGAAAACAUUCUCACUGUAGCCAAGGAUCCACGCUACGCCAGAUACCUCAAGAUGGUUCAAGUGGGUGUUCCAGUGAUGGCAAUCAGAGACAAGAUGAUCUCGGAAGGACUGGACCCAGAGCUACUGGAGAAGCCAGAUGCUCCGGUGCCUAAUGGCGAAAGUGAGAAAGCCAUAGAAGAAAGUUCAGAUAGUGACUCUUCCUUCAGUGACUGAGCUGGGCUGUGAGAAUCACACAGAAUGUGGAGGGAUGUAUUUACGUUCUAGGGAAGAGCCUAAGCUCUGAUAGCUCUCGGUGAUAAAAAUCACCAACUGCUACAUACCUACCCCAACCUUUCUCUGUUUAAAAAUAAUGAUAAUAAUAAUAAAGCAUUUAUAAUCUUUCCA
Messenger RNA from Apodemus sylvaticus (European woodmouse), 852 nucleotides. It is a transcript of the gene Washc3, whose product is annotated as WASH complex subunit 3. Gene Ontology annotation, cellular component: WASH complex. NCBI's taxonomy places the organism in Eukaryota, Metazoa, Chordata, Mammalia, Rodentia, Muridae. The coding region runs from base 97 to 681 and encodes 194 amino acids. Gene Ontology annotation, biological process: actin filament polymerization; exocytosis. The transcript is spliced from 7 exons. The record is from RefSeq and is a predicted model, not a curated record.